This is a messenger RNA of Phragmites australis (common reed), 2200 nucleotides long. RefSeq lists its product as uncharacterized. Lineage: Eukaryota; Viridiplantae; Streptophyta; Magnoliopsida; Poales; Poaceae. The transcript is spliced from 10 exons. The record is from RefSeq and is a predicted model, not a curated record. Bases 333 to 1985 code for a protein of 550 amino acids.
CGUCCUCACCGCUGUUCUUCCAUCAGUCGCCUUUGCUGCUGCAGCAGCUGCAGCCACCGAAACACCAUUAGAAAAAGAAAAGAAAAAUCCAAGCGAAUCAGACCCUCCCAACGGUCACCUCGCCGUGGCCUGAUCGCCUCCCCCGUCAUCCACCGGCUCCCAAGCCCCCCCCCCCCCACCCUUAGCGAAAGCGCCACCGGAUCCGACCGAGCCCGCCUCGAGGCCCUCUCCCCUCCCUCCUCCCCCUUUCUCCCCACCUCAAGGAACCCCGUCCGCCUUCUAAGUUUUCACCCACAUGCGUGGCGCCUUCUGCCUCCGCCGCGGCGCCAGCGAUGUCGCGUAGCGGGGUGGAGGUGGUCGCCAGCAGGGGGUGCGCGAGCCUGGUUUUCCCUGGGAUGCAUCAGCCCUCCUCUGCCGCCUCCGUCGCGUCCUCCUCCGCCUCGCGCUGCGCCGCCGCCACCGGUGCGGGUGCGGGCGCGGGACCGCGAGCCGACGGGCCCUUCUCCGGCCUGGUCAUCUGCGUCACCGGGCUGUCCAAAGAGGCCAGGGCUCAGGUGAAGGAGGCGACGGAGCGGCUGGGGGGCGAGUACAGCGGGAGCCUGCACCCCAAGUGCACGCACCUCGUGGUGCAGAGCUUUGCCGGGCGCAAGUUUGAGCACGCACUGAAGCAUGGUCCGAGGAAUGGGCUGUUCAUCGUUACGUUGGGUUGGUUUGUCGAUUGUGUGCGGAGAAACAUGAGGUUGGAUGAAUCCUUGUAUAGUAUCAAGAACAUUGGGGAGAAUGGUCUGCCGCUCGGGGAGUUCAACCGGCUUGUUGGAGUUCCUGUCGACGAGAAGUCUUGCCUCCCACCAAUGGUAUUUCAAGACAAGGCAUGCUCAAACACGACCCGGAAGCAUCCGCUUCAGACUCCUAGGAAAGAAUGUGGCCAUGAUGAGUUUGUUUUUAAAAAUUACACUAUCUACAUUGACCCUGGGAUAUCUGGUGAGAUGAGAAAGAAGAUUUCUGAUGCUGCUAUGAGAGAAGGUGCAAAGUUGCUGGAGCACUGGUUUAUUGGUUGUCAUGCCACAUAUGUUGUGUGUGAGGAUGCUACUAUUAAGAGAUAUGUUGGCCACUCAGAUAACAUUGUAACUCCACUUUGGAUCUUGAAAACAGUGAAAGAAAAGAACUUGCAGCGUCUUGUCCAUUUGUCUUCAGACCUAGCUAGGCAGGUUGCCAUGGUUCUUGAAAAUGUCCGAACAUCUGAAGAGAAUAGAAAACUUGGGAGUGUUCCUUCUAUAAACUCCAGUGGACUUCCAUCAACUCAAGGGGAGAUUGAUGAGGUCCAUCAAGAGAGGCAAAAGUUUGUUGAAGUGGCAAAGAAAGAAGUUCGAGACCGCCGUGCUCAUCGUAUGCAGUCAUGUGAAGUGCCGAUUCAUCCAAUCACACCUGCCACACUCCUAGAUUCAAUCUGCUGGACAAUCUCUGAGCCAACCUCAUCUGCAUCUAUUUAUACGGAAUCUUCGUGGUCUGACGAUGCCAAGGAGCAGCAAAGCACCACUUAUUUUGAUGCAAAUGGGGAUGGGACGGAUCCAGAUCAAUCAACUGAUAAUUUCUCCCGCCCACUGAGAGAAAGUGAGCAAAGCGAUGUGAUCUUCAAGAAUCACUUUCUUACCAUACUCUUCCCUAUUGAUCGUUUUGGCGAGCUUGGACCUUCCUCGCGGACAUUCUACAGCAAUGGUGGCUUCACACGUAUACAAGUGCUGGAACACAUCUACAACUUCUACCAGGAGAACAUGUCAAGCAACGAGAUAGAUGUGGCCUUGCAUACGGAUUCACGGCAUGCUGAUCGACUUCGAUCUUUGUAUGCAAGUGCCGAAUCAGCAGAGAAAGGAUCAGUAGCUUUCAAAAGAAUAGACUUCUUAGGGAGCCGAAGAAGUCUCGAGGCAUUAAAGCGCCUUAACAGGGAGAAUAAUAGUAACGUAUAUGAGCUUGUGAUUAGGGCAUGAACGCACCCUUCUCAAGUACCAUUUGAUGAUGUAUUUGUCCAUUUCCCAUAGGAUUAGAAAACUACAGGUUGAGAGAGGGAUGUUCCAUGUUUGCAAAACAAAAAAUUUAGAAAAUAAAUCCACAGCUCGUUGGAUCUUUCAGAUGUAAGCUUGAGAUGUCAUGUACUUAUCUAUUUUUAGAAACACGAUACGUUCAUAUAUUUUCUUCAGAUUUA